Messenger RNA from Aspergillus fischeri NRRL 181, 1350 nucleotides. Its product is annotated as putative cytochrome P450 monooxygenase. NCBI's taxonomy places the organism in Eukaryota, Fungi, Ascomycota, Eurotiomycetes, Eurotiales, Aspergillaceae. Gene Ontology annotation, molecular function: heme binding; monooxygenase activity; oxidoreductase activity, acting on paired donors, with incorporation or reduction of molecular oxygen. The coding region runs from base 1 to 1350 and encodes 449 amino acids. The transcript has 5 exons. The record is from RefSeq and is a predicted model, not a curated record.
AUGCCCUUUUCUUCUAACUCUUUCGAUCGCUCGGAUAAACUAACCGGGGAUAAAGGCGAUGUCGUACGCCUCGGACCAAGUGAACUUUCCUUCUGCUCCCUCAGUGCCCACGACACCAUCUACAACACAAACAGUACUUCCUUCAUCACAUAUGGAUCUUUCCAGUCGGCUGUGGAGGGUCUCUGUCCACCGGGGGUUACCUUCGUCAGCCAUCACAGCCCGGCAGAGCAGAAAGAGUUGCGGAGAGUGUUUCAACCAGCCAUCCGUCUCGCAGUCGCGGGCGGUAUGGAGGCCCACCACGAGAGACGAUUCAACGAGCUUGUGGCCGGGUUGAACAUCAAACCUGGCGUGCCCAUAUGCGUUAAUCUCACUGGUCUUCUGGAGAAGUUGGAAUGGGACCUCAUAGGCGACUUGGGACUGGGAUAUUCCGUUCCAGACAGGCUGAAAGACAACUGGACCAGCCAGAAAGCUCACCAAAACCUGAUCGGGGUUGCCUUCGCGCUGGGUUCGUUCCUUCUGAGCCGGCGCGGACUCAAGGUGCUCGUCGAUAGCUUUGGUCCUUUCUGGAUACCAAAAUACCUUGACCCAGCGCACCUAUUUGAUGUUGCACUGAAGCAGCGAGCUGAAGGCAAGAGCACGUUCGUUUCCCAAGCAAUACCAUACAAGAACGAGAAGUACCCGUACUUGACCAAGCAGAUGUCUAGCAACGUGACUGGUCUGAUUUAUGCCGCUUUCGAAACAUCCGAGUCCUCCACCCGAGCAAUCCUAUGCGCUCUCAUGCGAGAUCCUGUGCGCUACCGCACUCUACAACAGGAGAUCCGGUCAAACUUCUCCGCCAGCAAGCCCAUCACCGACAGCCAACUCGUAGGGCUUCCGUACCUUACUGCCUGCAUAAACGAGGGACUGCGACUCUGGCCUGGACUGAACGGGCAAUUCACGAGCCGUGUUUCGACAGGCGCGGUUGUAGACGGGGUCUACGUUCCUCCUGGAUGCUUAGUCUCGGCGGACCUGUACACUCUUCAGCGCCACCCGAGGUAUUGGCACGACCCGGACAUCUUCAAGCCCGAACGCUGGUUGGACCCGAAAAACCCAGACGAAAUGCGCGCAUUCCGGCCGUUUUCCGCGGGGCCCCGCUCGUGCCCGGGCCGGCAGAUCGCGCUGCAGAAGCUUCGGCUCACGCUCGCCAAAUUCAUGUUCCUGUUCGAUAUGCAUUUUGUCAAUCCCCAUUUUGAGUGGGACCGAGAUGUGCCGUCUGGUCUUUUGUGGAGCUCGGUCGAGGUGAUGGUGCGGAUGACGCUUCUGGAACCGCCAGUGGAAGCAGUGGAAGCCGCGGAAGCCGUGGAAGCCUGA